Molecule: messenger RNA, 806 nt
Organism: Cajanus cajan (pigeon pea)
Lineage: Eukaryota; Viridiplantae; Streptophyta; Magnoliopsida; Fabales; Fabaceae
Source: RefSeq, a predicted model, not a curated record
AAACUUGUUAGCACAACACAAAGAGCCCGUGAAUGUGUUGAAAAAUAUCAUGCUUCUUGUUGGUUAUAUAAAACACAAUAUAUAUUGCUUUAGGUGAUGGACUACAAUUGAAACUGAUGAAAUUAUUUAGUUUGGAGAUCAUAUCUGAGUUUAUUUGUUACUUAUUAUGGCCAACACUUCUUGCCCCAUUGAGUUGGAGCCUAGGACACUGAAUCAAGUGCAGCUCACACAAGCAAGGGAAGUAGCUGCAGAGGUUGUUCAAAAGUUGGAACCAUGUGAAGCAUCAGCUCUGUUUAUUGAGGGACUGAUUCAUCCAAUACAGGAGGAGGAUGAUGAAAAUGGAACCCUAACUCAUGAGAAGCUUCUUCUUGACUGCAUGAAGAAGUCUGAGACUAUCCCUGACGACAAAGGUUGCCAUUGCCAAUGCGCUUGCACUACUGAAAACCUAUUUAAGCAACCCCUUUCUGCACCCUUUUGAUUAAUGCAUGCCAUUGUAUUCAAUUCCUCCUCUUGUUUUUUUUUUCUUCUCAUGCAAGUGAUGUCAAACAAAAAUAUUGCAAAUAAAGUGCAGGGUUUUCAAGGCACCAUCAAGUACAUUUUUCGUUCCUUUUAUUUUUUGGGUUUAGGGCAUGAUUUCAAGCUUACACAAACAACCGUAGGACUCUUUGGGUAGUGGGCCUACCCCAGCGUGUUCAUAUAAUUUUUAGGAUGUUAAGAAUCUUAAGAUACUGUCUUAGAAUUUACAAGUACCAUAUGUGUUUGUGUGGACUGCUGUUAUCUGGGCUUUAAUUUGUUGACAUCUUUUU